This is a messenger RNA of Aureobasidium namibiae CBS 147.97, 831 nucleotides long. RefSeq lists its product as uncharacterized. Lineage: Eukaryota; Fungi; Ascomycota; Dothideomycetes; Dothideales; Saccotheciaceae. The transcript is spliced from 2 exons. The coding region runs from base 1 to 831 and encodes 276 amino acids. The record is from RefSeq and is a predicted model, not a curated record.
AUGGACUCUUCAGAUAGCGAAGACUACAUCCCCGGCCGCUCCCCAAAACCAACAACAAGCUCAAAAUACGCCGAGAAGCAUGGAGACACACGCGUGAGUCUCUUAGACGUGGUCAAGAAAGUAAAACCACAUAGUCCCACCACUCAAGCACUUGAGUUGAGAGCUGUAAGGGAUCUGGGACCUGAAGAAGAUGAAGCAGAAAUGAGAACGUUCACCGAAGAGGAUUACCUCCGAGUCCGCGAUAGUACGUUUAGCUUGCCUGUGGCGCCUGCGGUGAGAAGGCACGAGGCAGAAGUGGCUUCGAGGGACGAACGAGCUGCGAGACGUGCUGCGAGAGAUGGUACUUCUGCACCUGCGACCACAACUCGGGCAACUCGCCGCUCGACUAGAUCUGCAGCGGUCUCGUAUGCGGAGUCUUCGCCCACUGAGGCCGUACGCUCGUCUCCGGGUUUCGAAAGCCCUGAGUCUGAGGAGUACUCGCCAGUUCCUCGCGGCACCAAGCGUAAGCGCACUGCCUCCAGGUACGAAGACGAGGUAGUUGAGACUGGUGCUAAGCGUCGUGGCACUAGAACCAUCAAAGAGGACAGUGAUGAAGAGAUGGAAGAUGCAGCGAGUCGUUCUCGGUCCGUUACGCCUGCACCGCCGAUCAAGAAACGGAGUAUGAAAAUCACUACGUUGGCUGAUAGCGAUGAUGAGAUGGAAGAGCCGGCUGUGAGCAGGAAGUCUGCUACUCGCUCGAGGUCUGUGACGCCUGCUCCACCGAUUAAGAAGAGGAAGGUUGAGGGAAAGCGCAAGACUGUUGUUGAGGAUAGUGAUGAUGAGAUGGAGUAG